ACGUAAGACCUCAGCAUUUGUUUCUGACGCAUCAAGAGACAUCGUAGAAAAUGAGCAGCUUCCUCUCCUUUGACAAUUUCAAGAAAAGACUUCCCGUGACCGUAACAGCCGACGACGAUGAAUUCGACGAAGAUAUCUUGAACCACCUUCGUGAAGAGGGCUUCGAUGUGACCUAUUUACCAUUCGACCCCUCCAACCCAAAACCCUACCUCAACCAACUCAAACACCUCGCCGACGACCUCGAACUAGGUGAAACCUACUCCAUGAUAGCCUUCAACCAAGCCGCCGCAGUCUGCUUAGACUUCCACCUCAAACCCCAACCCAAACUCAAUUCCCUAAUUUGCUACUACCCAAACCAUCUCCCUUCUCCAAAAGCAACCUAUCCAACUCAACUCCAAGUUCUGGUUCAUCUUGCUGGGAACCAACCUUUCGCUCCCGCAGGCGUGAAAUCUUAUCAUUAUAAGAAUGCGCUUGUGGGGUUUGCGGAGAGGGAUUUGGACACGUGGGACGGAGUUGCGGGCGGGUUGAGCUGGACGAGGACGAUUGGGUGUUUGAGGAGGGGGUUUAAGAAGGAGGUGGAUUUGGAGCCGAUGAAGGAGAGUUAUUCGGAUCAGGUGUUUGGGAAGAAGAGUGCUGAGGGAGUGGCGGGGAUGAUGGUCCCGGAUUCGUAUAUGAAUUGCGUUCCGACAAUGACGGGCGGCAUCGGCCAGCAGGAUCUAUUCAUAUUCUAUCGAGACUACUUCAUUCCGAAGAAUCCACCUUCGCUGAGCAUCAGAUUGGUCAGUCGCACGAUUGGAACUGAUCAAGUGGUGGAUGAAAUGGUUCUCUCUUUCAAGCACACGCAAGAAGUGCCUUGGCUUUUGCCUGGCGUAAAGGCAACGAAUAAGGUCGUACACAUUGCGGUCGUUUCAAUCGUGGCGUUGCGCGGGGGACGUUUGGUGCACGAGCAUUUGUAUUGGGAUCAAGCGUCGGUGCUCGUGCAGGUUGGAUUGUUGGAUCCGAAGCUUGUGCCGAAACCGUUUCAAAGUCAAGGUUUGAAGCGAUUGCCUGUAUCGGGGAGCGAGGCGGCUGCGAAGGUGCUGAAUGAGGAGAGUCGGCCCAGCAAUGAGCUGAUCCCUGACUGGAAGCAGUCGAUGAGCAAGCAAGGCAGUCAAGCUCUGCCGCAGAGGCCGAAGCAGGCUGCGAACGGUGGCAAGGGUGCGCCAUCAUCAUAA
This is a messenger RNA of Cercospora beticola, 1214 nucleotides long. RefSeq lists its product as uncharacterized. The record is from RefSeq and is a predicted model, not a curated record. NCBI's taxonomy places the organism in Eukaryota, Fungi, Ascomycota, Dothideomycetes, Mycosphaerellales, Mycosphaerellaceae. Gene Ontology annotation, biological process: polyketide metabolic process.